AUGACGACAGGCUUUCUUCGUGAGGCGGCGCUCUCCGUCGGGGUGUGGUCGGCGGGCGAUUUCUUCGCGCAGUUCUACAGUGCCCACCGGUCUGCCAUGCAGCGGCGCCGCGCGGCAGGUGGGCCACUCAAGCUAGAAAGUCACUCCUCGGCGGAGAUGAUGGCCAUGUUGGACCAGCCCCGCCUGGGCCUCUCCGCGGUGUUCGGCCUGUUAAUAUCCCCCCUUGUCGUGCAGCAGCGCAGGUUGUGCGCCCGCGUUUUUGGCAAGGCAGAGAAGAAAAUGCUUGCGUCAUUUAUGGCGCUGGCGGCCCAGCAACUUUUUAUGACUCCACUGACGCUGCUGCUUUACCACAACGCCAUGACGGCCUACCGUGAAGGGUUUACCGACCCAAGCUUUCUCCGCGCGCAUGAAACAGGUGCGGCCACGGGCGUCCGCUGCGACGCCAUGUCGGUGGAGCGGCGCAUUUUGGCAGAUGUACUGCCCUCGACGCUUCUGGCCUCGUGGCUUGUUUACUUGCCACUGGCUCUGCUUGGAUAUGUCUCGGCGAAGAACGCACGUGGGGUGUGCGCUGCCGCCUGCCUCAUUCCUUGGACUGCCUACGUUUCAUAUACGCAGUCAGAGCUACUGCUGUGA
Trypanosoma conorhini is the source of this 633-nucleotide messenger RNA. RefSeq lists its product as uncharacterized. NCBI's taxonomy places the organism in Eukaryota, Euglenozoa, Kinetoplastea, Trypanosomatida, Trypanosomatidae. The record is from RefSeq and is a predicted model, not a curated record. Bases 1 to 633 code for a protein of 210 amino acids. The transcript has a single exon.